Molecule: messenger RNA, 1397 nt
Organism: Darwinula stevensoni
Lineage: Eukaryota; Metazoa; Arthropoda; Ostracoda; Podocopida; Darwinulidae
Source: the annotation of a GenBank genome assembly
UUUUUGCUCCUUGUGCAGAUUAGAUGCUCAGAAGUGCCAAAUCCUUUCAAAACUGAGCCAGACUUGACAUGAAAGGUGAAGAAGGAACUCACCUUGGACAGGGAUUGAUGAUCUUCAAUCAUAUGAUUGAUUUGGUCUAUUUUGAUGCCAGUGAAAAGUUGAAAAAGCAUCUAUGGCAGCUUGCAGUUGAUGCUGACAUUCAAGAAGAAGAAUGGGGAGUGGUCGUGAUGCACCUGUUCUCACCACUUGUCACGACGCAGUUCAUGAUGAAGAAGCAUCUCAAGAAUCCAAUUCAGUUCAUUCAUUGCCAGAAUGGCCUUGGUAUGGCUUUUGCUCAGAGUGUGGAACACAUCUUUGUCUGCAUUGGGGAGAAUCAGAGAGAGGAAGAACUAACAGAGAAGGUGGAGCAGGCUGUGUUCCUUUCCAGGGCUCUUCUUGGCCCAUGUCUUCACAUUUUAAAGGACAACAAAGAUAUGGCAAACUUGGUCAGAGAGUUGCUCUUGGAGUUGAGGACAGGGAGCCAUGAUGGAAACCAAUCCCUCCUGUUGGAGGCAUCCCAGCGUCUCCAUGUCAGCCCAGAUGUACGACAGCAUUGUAUGUCCAUGACCCAGGAACUCAAUAAGAAGCUUGAAAGCUCCACACUAUGCCCACUUCAUGUUAUCUUCACCUCCCAGACCUCUAUUGCUUCCAUCCACUCAUGAAAUGGAAUGGUGAUCCACUUGGGGAGAAAAAGGAUGCCCCAUUCCCUCCUCCUCCCCCUGAAGGAUUCCUCACUUGGGGUUGGGGACAUCCAAGUCCUUGUCAUAUGCCAGCUGCGUGAGACAGCAUUUACAGACUCACUUCAUGGGAUGUUGGAGUGCAUGGAACUGUUCUUCAGUCAGAGGAUAUCUGCUGCAGAGGCAGGGGAUGUGUUGAGAAGACACCUGCCAAAAUUCCUCCAGCUGAUGAGGAGAUAUGGGACCCCAUCCCAGAGUCUGGUCAAUUGUCAGGAGAGGCUCAUCCACGUCACCCAGUCCCUCGCUCAGGAUGUUUCACUCGUCCUCAUUGAGGCUCUCCUCUCAUCUGUAUUCGAUGCCUUGAUAUGCAUUCAUCGGGUGUGUGUCCUGGAGAGCCAAGAGUGGGAGUAUGAGCUGGCAGAUGGAGAGUUCCUUGGCAAAUGGACUCGCAAGUUGUCCCUCUUCCCUUCCCUCCCACAACCACUUCAUCUCCCAUAUCCUUUCUUUUCAUUUUUAACCCCUGAAGAGCUCAUAUGGAGCUUGUGUCAUGAGCUUUAGUCAUUGGAAUGACAAUAGAAAGAACUCUCCCAAUAGUGAGCUCAAGUAUUAGCAGAAUUUAUGGGAGAAAAUUCAACUUGAAGUUGCACACUGAACUGUAAAAUGUAAACAUGAAAGGGGAUA